Messenger RNA from Anopheles moucheti, 453 nucleotides. RefSeq names its product ninjurin-A-like. Gene Ontology annotation, biological process: tissue regeneration; cell adhesion. Lineage: Eukaryota; Metazoa; Arthropoda; Insecta; Diptera; Culicidae. Gene Ontology annotation, cellular component: membrane. The record is from RefSeq and is a predicted model, not a curated record. Bases 1 to 453 code for a protein of 150 amino acids. The transcript has 3 exons.
AUGGAUCACAUCAACAACCAAUAUAAUGCCGAGCUGAGCAGCUUUGUGCAGAAAAAGUCAUUUGCCCAGAACAUGAUGGACAUUGCACUGCUCUCGGCGAACACCAACCAGCUACGAUACGUGAUAGAUUUGGGAGAGAAACAUCCGUACUAUAUGACCAGCCUGCUGCUUAUUGUAGUAAGUUUGGUAAUGCAGAUCGUCGUUGGACUGUCCAUGCUAUAUGUGAACAGGUACAACAUGAAGAAUAAGACGGAAAUGAAAGCGGCCUCACACAUGAACAACCUCUCAGUGGCGGGUGUGUUCUUGGUAACGCUGGUCAACGUGUUUAUUUCCACCUUCAACGGUGCUGCGACUGGUGCUGCCGUGGGUGUAGUACCAUCGGAAAUGGCCACUAUUAUGAAUACUGACAACCUGCCACAAAGUAUUCCAACACUGGCAGCAAAUGCUACCUAA